CUCUCCUAUGUUGUCUCGAACGCCUGGCCAUUAUGGCACCGGUCAUUCGCAGCGAGGGGGACUCCCUGCAGCAGCGAGGUCAGUUGCUCUUCAAGCAGGGUAACUAUCAAGGUGCUCUGGAUGCGUUCACCGAGGCUCUCUCUUGUAAGAAGGCCGAUGUGAUGAGCAUACUUGAUAAUCGAGCAGCUACAUACAUCAAGCUGGCCCAGUAUGAUCGAGCUCUGACCGAUUCUCGAAACAUGGUUCGGAAGGACACCAAGGACGGACGGGGUAUCUUACGCUAUGGGCAAGUCUUACUCUUGACUGGCGAUCGCGCCAAGGCCUUGAAAGCAUACGGUUACGGGCUGAAGUCACUGGGCAGUGAUAACCCGCGUCGCAAGCUUGUUCUCCAAAUGUACUGCAAAGUGCGUGAUGCGGCUUCAGUUAAACGCCUUGACCCUUUCAGUGUCUUGCCGCUUGAGGUAGCCAUGAUGGUCCUUCGACACCUGACUUUUCGGGAAAUUGUGACUUUUACUCGCGUGUCCAAGGGAUGGCAGCAGUUUCUGUCAAUGCGAGAUCUGUGGAUGCGUCUUGAUCUUAGCGAAGCCCGUCGCAAAGUGUCAUCGCGCUCCAUCCGAACAUACAUUCAGCGUUCGCGUGCCAUGCUUACCCAUGCAAUGGUGACCAACAUAGCGAAUACUUCUCAUGAAAAAGUGCUUGAAUAUUUCAGUAGAUGCCCAAAGCUGGAGAGUCUGGAAAUUGGCGAUCCUAUCCAGCGCCAUGACGGGCUAUACGACCAGUUUAAGAGCUGCAAACAAAUGAAGAGUCUCGUCAUCGCUAAAGGUACACCGGUAUCACAAGAGAACAUCGCCAAGUUCUUGACGAGCCUCACCAAUCUCGAGCACCUAGAGAUUCAUAAUGCGCAGCCUUCACCUGAGACCAAAGUCCGCUGGCCCUCACAUCUCCCAAACCUACGGAGCAUUACCCUCUCUACUGAAGAAGCAGCUGUGCCACCACCAGGUCGCGUAGCCGCUCUCUAUCUCCCGGCUGCAACGGCGUCGCAAUCCUGCAUAAUGCCUAACCUCGAAGAACUCCGAAUCGACUCGUACCCCAGAAUCUGGUCACCAUACACGCUAUCAUUCGACCCCAACCAAUUCCCAAAACUACGAAAAUUAGAACUCAAAGGCGUCUUCAUCGGAAACUUCGCAUUACCUCCUACCCUCGAGCACCUCAGCAUCCACGCGGGAACCUGCCCAGUUGGCCAAGAGUUUCCUUUCCCCUUCGAACAGUCUCCACACCUCCGCCACCUGCACACCCUCAUCCUCCGCGACCUCAACUGGGUCACUCACGACACACUCCACAACUUCUUCGUCACAGCCGAGGCGCCAAUCCGGAAGCUCGUCGUGGCCAGUUGCUCGAAGCUCGAUCAUUCGCAGCUCGAGCGCAUCCUCACUGAACACCCCAUGGACCUGACCGAGCUCGGGAUUUGUGCUCUGCGCGGCGUCACUGACAUGAGCGUAAGGGCGCUGGUCCGGCAUCUGCCACACCUGUACGCUUUGGACGUCUCGGCUACCGAUGUCACCGGGCGUCUAGUCAGGACAUUCGCUGAUGCGCCGUCGUCCUCCGACGAUUUGCCGCGACUGAAAUACCUCAAUGUUGCGCAUUGCGAACAUGUCUUGUAUGAAGCAGUUGCGUAUGGUCGCUCGCGCAAUAUCAAUGUCAUUACGCGCUGAGCCAGUUAUGAAGAUCAAAUGCCAGACAAGAACUUCUGGCUCAGUUCCUUGACCUCGACAAACGUCCGUCCUUCUACUGUAACGACUUGUCUUCUGCUAUUGGUCGUCAGCUUGGCUUGUGUGGCUCUCUUGGUCAACAGAUUCACCAAACAUUAUUUGAGUUGGACAAAAGACGUACUGCCUAGAGCUUCUUUCACAAUAACUCGAUCAGCACCCGCACAAUAGCCAGGAGCACAAUACACCACUAUCACUGCCUCACCAAAUCACCGGGAACGUGGAUAGCUCAGAAAGAUUUGGAAAACAAUCCUGAAUCUCCAGCGGCCACGAUCCCAAUUCCAAGCAAAUGCUACCAUCUUUGUGAUUGUGUCUAAUGAAGACUAUUCUAAGUCAACCUCAAUUGUUGUUUGAGUUCGCCUCCCAGAAAGGAAACUAAU
Aspergillus brunneoviolaceus CBS 621.78 is the source of this 2146-nucleotide messenger RNA. RefSeq names its product Leucine Rich Repeat domain protein. The transcript is spliced from 6 exons. Lineage: Eukaryota; Fungi; Ascomycota; Eurotiomycetes; Eurotiales; Aspergillaceae. Gene Ontology annotation, molecular function: Hsp90 protein binding. Bases 33 to 1712 code for a protein of 559 amino acids. The record is from RefSeq and is a predicted model, not a curated record.